CACCGCUAUCCAUCCAUCCAUGCUAACGACAGUCACCAUCCUCCAUCUUUGGCGCGAUGUUGAAAAGCUUGAUAAGAUCUGGAAGUUGAAAGCUGGAAAGUAGAUAAACACGGGAGAAAAUCGACAAGACUCAGCAUGCACCCGACAAAGAAGAAAGCGUCCAAGAAAGGCCAACAACUACUGUCAAGCUAUUUCACGAAGGGUGCCGUAAAGUGUACAAAAGCUGAGCAAGAUUCUCCUGCAAGAAAGGCUACUGAACCAGAUGUAUUCAUUGUGGACGAUUCGGAUUUUAGCGAGGACAUGGUUCCUCCGACGCCGCUUCAGAAGCCUUCCAAGUGGUUGAAUAAGGGAGCAGUGACAAAGAACAGGGAGCAGCAGCCCAGUAGACACAAAACAAAUGCGCCCUUACACUCAGCGAACGCGAAAGUAAAAACAUUUGUUCCGAGUCCAUUAAAAUUAAAUGAGGUUAUGCACGGCGUAUCGGAACCGAGUAUUGACUCGAUAUCCACAAAACGUAAGCUGAAUCCAUUUGACGCUCCAUCGUCACCAAAGAAGAAGAGUCGCGUACUCGACAUAGAAAAUUAUUCCAGUAUUAAAAUGCGGAAGCGCCCGGACGAUUUCGUAAGCCAGUCACCCAAUUUUACCAGUAUCAAGGAGAAAGAGAACAACCCUUCAGACACGCAAUCUAAGCGUGAUAUUCGACCCGGAUCGACUCCUGUUGACACUUUCCCCAACAUUAUGCAAGAAGGUAGGAGGGACAACCAGCCAAAGGUAACAUGCCACGGAACACACAAGGAAGACGACGGACAAGUUGCUGCUGCAAGACAGAGAGAUGAUUAUGCAGUUCAAUUGAACCGUAACAGCACCUCACCAAAUAUGGAAGCAAGUAUUGCGAUGAAUCGCAACUUGACGACAGCCAAAACGGUUGAAGAUGUUUAUGCUGAUAUCCUCGACUCUGAAGGUGUUGCUGAUUGUGCACCAAAUGAUUCAAUUGAAAUCGACUUGGGUGACUUGAACUGGGAUGAUGAAAGUUUUGAAACUGGCGAAGACUCGAGCAGCUUGUACCCAGUCCGUCGUAGCGUAAGGGCUGUGGUCAUUGGCUGCGGGUCCGGGGCGACAGGUUGCCUCUCCCUCAAUGUCCGAACGGUAGACCAUCCAGAAGAGGAGCUAGUGUGUAACCUGUCUGGAUCCUGGAGAAGCCUGCAGGUAGCAGUCGGAGAUGUUGUGCAAGUGCACGCAGAGUUCCGAGGACGAACCUGCGUUGUGGACGACGUGGGUGGCUUUGUUGUAACACACCCGGAUUACCUGAUAAGCACGACAACAGUGGUUGGGUCUAUGUUUUGUGCACGUAAAAGUGUCCUAUCGCUCAAGUACAAGGACAUUGAAGGACCCAACAAGGAAAUGCUAAUGGGAAGCAUUGCUCACGAACUCUUCCAGCUGGCUAUUCAAGAGAAAGCAACAGAAGAUUCCAUGAGGGCAAUGCUAGACAGGCUCUUGCAGAGGAACGACAUCUUACACGAAAUGUAUGGCCUCAAACUCCCUGGAGACGACGUGAGAGAAUACGGCGAAAAACUCAUUCCAAACGUGGCCCGUUGGUUGUCGGAUUACGUAGUUCCGCAACGGACCUCCAAGUUCAGGAGUCGUAAAGACGUCAGUGUAACAGCAGUCAGAGACAUUGAAGAAAACUAUUGGUGUCCACGACUCGGACUCAAAGGGAAAGUAGAUGCAACGACCGAGGUCACCAUCCAUGGACCGAGUGGCUCGGCAGAGAAGAAACUGAUACCGUUGGAGUUGAAAACUGGCAAACACAGUUUCUCUUUUGAGCACAUGGGACAGGUGAUCUUGUAUUCUUUGAUGAUGUCCGAACGUUUUGAUGAAGACACAUCAGAAGGUCUGCUGCUGUACAUCCGUGAUGGCGUUGACAUGAAGCGCGUUCCGUCGAAGCACACAGACUGUUGUGGCCUUCUGCAGAGGCGCAACGACUUAGCAUAUCAUCUUGCAAAGCAGCGCUGCUUGGAGGUGGAUUUGAAAAAUGGAACAGUCUGUGCACCUCAAGACAUUCUGCCACCGCCAAUAAACAGUGACCGAUACUGUCCCCGUUGCCCUCUGUCAACAGUAUGUUCAAUUUAUCAAAACACUGCCACCAAUGACACUGUGGAGGCCACCAAGGAGUUGCCUUCUUUUGCCAAAGAAAGUAUCCAGCACCUUUCCCCGUCUCACCUGAACUACUUCAAUACCUGGUGUAGUUUGCUCGACCUUGAACUCCUCCAUAGUACAGCACGUAAUCAGGACAGAUUCUGGUUAGAAGAUGCACCUAAAAGGGAGGAAAACGGCCUGUGCCUCAGUGGCUUACGUAUGAUCGACACACGAAACAUUUCACCUCUAUGUGGUGAUGGCAGGCAGGCGACAUUUCACCACUGCUUCAGACGGCAAAUUUCAGCUACGAAACGGACCACCCUGGUGCCCACAAGUCUGGGCAUCGGAGACCGUGUGGCCGUGAGUGACCAACAUUGGACAAAAACUGUUGCCUUUGCAGUUGGAACCAUAGUUGAUCUAGACGAAAAUGAGGUCACAGUAAAGCUUGACAGGAAUGUGUUCACAUACCCUAACUGGCAGAAAGCCACCUUUCGAAUUGACCGUCUUCACUCGUCAGCAGUAUUUGCCAUCUGCUUCUCAAACUUGGCACUGUUGAUGUCCAACGAUGAGAAGUCUGAGAAACUACGAAGCUUUGUGAUUGACGGAGUCCCACCCACAUUCAAGAAGACGCUGCCCAAACAGUGGAUAGUGACUUGUCACAAGGCUCUUAAGCCUUUGAAUGAUGUUCAGCGUCGUGCCAUUGUGAAGUUUCUGCUUGCUGAUGAUUACUUGCUCAUCAAAGGGAUGCCUGGAACAGGCAAGACUACAACCAUAGCAGCCCUGAUAGAAGCUUUGGUGCUGCUUGGGCAGACUGUACUGCUGGCGAGCUACACACACAGUGCCGUCGACAAUAUCUUGCUCAAACUGGCAAAUAAAGGUGUCCCGUUUGUUAGGCUUGGUGCCCAAAACAGGAUUCAUGACCGCAUCACAGAGUUCAGUGCCGAUUUCCAAACAAGGAUGCUGAAAACAACCAAGGCGCUGGAAGAAUUUUACAGCAACCAGCCAAUCAUAGCAACCACAUGCCUUGGCCUAAGUCAUCCUGCCAUAUAUCGCCGUGGCCUCUUCGAUGUGUGCAUCAUAGAUGAGGCAAGUCAGGCCAUGCAGCCUUCCUGCCUCGGCCCUCUGUACCGUGCCAGACGGUUCGUACUAGUUGGUGACCCUCAGCAAUUGCCUCCAGUUAUCCAAAGCCAAGAUGCUCGAAAGCUAGGAAUGGAUACCAGCCUUUUUGAAAGAAUGCAGACCAACCAUAACACAGUCACGCUUUCUGUGCAGUACAGAAUGAACAGUGAAAUUAUGCACCUCUGCAACUCCCUCACAUACGAAGGAAAACUGCAAUGUUCCUCGCAAAAAGUGCGCAAUGCAACCGUCUUGUUACCGGAGGUGAACAAUUUCUCUGAGCUCCUCCCCCCAGACUCCUGGGUGAUGCAAGCUGCGAGCCGGGAGCUUUCACAGUCUGUCAUUUUCGUCUGCACUGACACCACUGACGCUGCUGAGGAUGCUAAUAUGACAGGAAGUACGAGCAACAAGGUGGAAGCUCUUAUUGUCUCUCAGCUUCUGCACGUUUUCACAAAGAGUGGCAUGGGGACUACAGAAAUUGGCGUCAUUACACCAUUCCGGAAGCAAGUGCAGCUUUUGAAGGACCUGUUGUGCAGUUACAGGGGUGUUGACAUCAGCACUGUUGACCAAUACCAAGGCAGAGAAAAGACUGCCAUACUUUUCUCCUGCGUUAAAAGCCACGAAAAGGAAGUUUCUGAUACAGAAAUACUAAAUGAUCGACGCCGUCUCAACGUGGCCAUCAGUAGAGCUAGACACAAGCUCGUGUUGAUUGGAAACAGGAGCACGGUGCAGAAGUAUCAACCUUUCAAGGAGCUCCUAAAUUGUUUACGACCUGAUCAGUUCAUCUUCCUGAAGCCUGGAGAUGAAAAUAUCUAUAGGGAAAUUAUAUACGCUGUAUAAUUUUACAGUGCUUUUCCCAGAUGUUUAUUUUCCACAAGUAUGUAUGUAGUACAUAUACAUAAAGGCUGGACUGGGCCGGAUAGUAUUUUCAUAUUGUCACGUAUAUUUUCAUAGCGCGAUAUUUAUAUUUUUACAUAUUUUAUCCCAAGAGGGUUUGUAAUAGUCUUACAAUUUUGACAAUGUUAUAUCAAACUAUAUUUGUAAGCAUUAAAUACGACGUGAGUGUAAAUA
Messenger RNA from Ornithodoros turicata, 4323 nucleotides. It is a transcript of the gene Dna2, whose product is annotated as DNA replication ATP-dependent helicase/nuclease DNA2-like. Gene Ontology annotation, molecular function: single-stranded DNA helicase activity; 5'-flap endonuclease activity. NCBI's taxonomy places the organism in Eukaryota, Metazoa, Arthropoda, Arachnida, Ixodida, Argasidae. The transcript is spliced from 17 exons. The record is from RefSeq and is a predicted model, not a curated record. Gene Ontology annotation, cellular component: cytoplasm. The coding region runs from base 136 to 4092 and encodes 1318 amino acids. Gene Ontology annotation, biological process: replication fork reversal.